AUGGGCGAAUCCCGACAAGAAUUGCUGGCAUGGCUUAACAACCUGCUUCAGCUGAACCUUACCAAGAUUGAGCAAUGCGGAACUGGUGCUGCGCUCUGCCAGAUUUUCGAUUCGAUCUUCAUGGAUGUUCCCAUGUCCCGGGUCAAGUUCAACGUGAACACCGAAUACGCCUACCUUCAGAAUUUCAAAGUUCUCCAGAAUGUCUUCGCUCGCCACCAGGUCAACAAGCCAAUUCCCGUCCAAUCCCUCACAAAGUGCCGCAUGCAGGACAACCUUGAAUUCCUCCAGUGGGUGAAGAAAUACUGGGACCAACACUACCCCGGUGGUGAGUACGACUCCGUCGGCCGUCGCAAGGCUUCCGGCGCCCCCGCUUCUACCGGCGCUCCCGCAGCCCGUGCCCCCUCUGCAGGCAGCGCACGUCGUGGAGUAACCCCCACAACCGGCGGCGUCCGUCCCCGAGUUGGAGCGCCGAGCGGAGCGGCCACAUCUGCCCUACAGCAGGAAAUUGCGACACAGAGAGAAGCCAUCGCCGGGCUGGAAAAGGAGCGCGACUUCUACUUUGCCAAACUCCGCGAUAUCGAGUUACUUCUGCAGAGCGCCAUUGAAGCCGACCCCGAGAUCGAGAAGGAGGAAGAUACGCUUGUCAAGCACAUCCAGGGUAUCCUGUACUCGACCGAGGAUGGAUUUGAGAUCCCCGCUGAAGGGGAGGAGGUUGUGGCUGAUGAUCUCGAGACUUUCUAG
Messenger RNA from Penicillium soppii, 741 nucleotides. It is a transcript of the gene eb1, whose product is annotated as microtubule-binding protein BIM1. The record is from RefSeq and is a predicted model, not a curated record. Gene Ontology annotation, cellular component: microtubule plus-end; microtubule organizing center; spindle midzone. Gene Ontology annotation, molecular function: microtubule plus-end binding. Gene Ontology annotation, biological process: protein localization to microtubule plus-end; spindle assembly; regulation of microtubule polymerization or depolymerization. The coding region runs from base 1 to 741 and encodes 246 amino acids. NCBI's taxonomy places the organism in Eukaryota, Fungi, Ascomycota, Eurotiomycetes, Eurotiales, Aspergillaceae. The transcript has 6 exons.